Molecule: messenger RNA, 1990 nt
Organism: Medicago truncatula (barrel medic)
Lineage: Eukaryota; Viridiplantae; Streptophyta; Magnoliopsida; Fabales; Fabaceae
Product: CSC1-like protein At4g02900
Exons: 9
Coding region: 15-1820 (601 amino acids)
Cellular component (GO): plasma membrane
Molecular function (GO): calcium-activated cation channel activity
Source: RefSeq, a predicted model, not a curated record
GGGCGCAUAUUGGUAUGUCGUAUGUCUUCUCAGCUUGGACAUGCUAUAGUCUUUACAAGGAAUACAUGAUUAUUGCAACAAUGAGAUUGCGAUUUUUGGCAUCUGAACGUCGUCGUCCAGAUCAAUUUACUGUCUUGGUUAGGAAUGUUCCCCCAGAUAUGGAUGAAUCAGUCAGUGAACAUAUUGAGCAUUUUUUUUGCGUCAACCAUCCUGAUCACUAUCUGAUGCAUCAAGUUGUUUAUAAUGCAAACAUGCUUGCAUCAAUAGUUGCAGAGAAGAAGAGAUUGCAAAACUGGCAUGUUUACUAUCAUAACAAAUAUGAAAGAGACUCUUCAAAGAGACCAACUACUCGGACAGGUAUGAUGGGUCUCUUGGGGACUAAAGUUGAUGCCAUUGAUUACUAUACUGCAGAGAUUGAGAAGUUGAGCCAACAAGAAGCUGAAGAAAGAGAGAAUGUUAUAAACGACCCCAAUGCUAUUAUCCCUGCAGCAUUUGUUUCAUUCAAAACCCGAUGGGGGGCGGCUGUAUGCGCUCAAACUCAACAAACUAGUGAUCCUACCAUUUGGCUGACAGAAUGGGCUCCAGAGCCUAGGGAUGUCUACUGGGAAAAUCUUGCAAUUCCAUAUUUUGACCUGAAUCUUAGAAGAUUGCUCACCACUGUCUCUUUGUUUUUCCUUACUUUCUUCUUUAUGAUACCUAUAGCCUUUGUCCAAUCUCUAGCUAACAUUGAGUCAAUCAAGAAGGUCUUUCCUUUCUUGAAAUCAAUAAUUGAAAAGCCAUCUGUAAAGUCUGUUAUUCAAGGAUUUCUGCCAGGGCUAGCAUUAAAGUUAUUUCUCAUAUUGCUUCCAAGUGUCCUCAUGGCAAUGUCCAAAAUUGAAGGUUAUUCAUCGCUCUCUGUUUUGGAACGGAGAUCAGCUUCAAAAUAUUACUUGUUUGUUCUCAUUAAUGUGUUCCUUGGGAGCAUUGUAACAGGAUCGGCAUUUCAGCAACUCGAGCAUCUUAUCAAUGAGCCCUCUUCAGAGUUCACAAAAACUGUUGGCAGUACAAUCCCCAUGAAAGCCACAUUUUUCAUGACAUACAUUAUGAUAGACGGGUGGGCUGGAAUUGCUGGAGAAAUUCUCAGGUUAUCUUCGUUAAUCACGUUCCACCUUAAAAACACAUUUUUAGUGAAAACGGAGCAAGACAGACAGAAUGCUAUGGAUCCUGGUAGCUUGAAUUUUGCUACAUCUGAACCUCGAAUCCAGUUAUAUUUCAUGCUGGGGCAUGUCUAUGCUCCAGUCACACCUUUACUUCUUCCCUUCAUCGUAGUCUUCUUUGCUUUUUCCUACAUGGUCUAUCGGCACCAGAUCAUCAAUGUGUAUAACCAGCAAUACGAGAGUGGAGCAACGUUUUGGCCAGAUGUCCACCGUCGAGUAGUUAUCGGCUUGAUUAUAUCUCAAAUUCUUCUGAUGGGAUUGCUUAGUACAAGAGGUACAAGUAAGUCGACACUAUUACUUGUUGCGCAACCUGUCUUGACAAUCUGGUUCCACCUAUAUUGCAAAGGGCGCUUCGAAUCUGCAUUUGUAAAAUACCCCCUAGAGGAUGCCAUGGUGAAAGAUACACUUGAACGGGCUAUUGAACCAAACUUGAACCUGAGACAUUAUCUUCAGGAGGCAUACGUACACCCAGUUUUUAAGGGCGAUGAGUUUGAAAAACAAGUGAACGUUGAAGAUGAAGAGGAGAAUCCUCUUAUUCAGACAAAGAGAGCUUGUCGGAGUAGCAAGCCAGAAUCUGAUAAUGAAGCUGGCAGUGCAGCCAGUUCUACAACAGUAGCUAUGUGAGAUUCCAAGAAAUGGCCAUGGAGUAAAUUAUAAGAUGCAGCAAGCAGCAUGCCUACAACCAAUUGCAUCAUUCAUACUAUUGGAUAUAUUUCCAGCUCCAAGUAACAUUUUGUAGCUCUUUAAUUGCUAUUUACCAGGGAAAAAUGUUGGUUGUUGUAUAUACACGUCUG